AUGAAACAACCAACGACAGAAUUCUGGAUGGAAACGAGAGCCCGAACUCGUAAGGCUUCAAGUUCAACCAUCCCAAAAAAGACAAACGCACCAGCACAUCAUACACCUUCCACGAAGAAGAAAGUGUACGUUCUCGUUCCAACAAGUCCGUAUCCAAUUCCCGGCAGAAAUAUAUCUGGCAAAGGACAAUUUCGCCAGGAGGUCGAAGUGUCUGACGACGAGGAGGAAUCUCCCUUCCAAACUAAGUCAGCCAUGGACUCUCUGCUAGAUGUACGAUACACAAUUGAGCAUGAGGACACAGAGGAGGCAGGUGAACUUGAACUUAGAAAACGGCCUUACAAUAUUCACCCAAAAUCCCAGGGCCGAGCAAACACUGACGAAAUCAUGGAGGAUUUGGUGAAAUUCAGAGAAAAUCACGAAAGAUACCUGAAGCACGGAGUGACGAUAGGGGAAUCAGCGGUUAGCAUUGCCACGGAACCCUUUGGGGUUUCUGGCUCACAGAGAACUGCUAUACGAGCUGAUCUUACAACUCGCCAAAUACCACACAACACUACUGCGGCGACAUCCCGUGGCGGGCCUACUAACCCGCUCGUAGCAUCAUCGCGCACUGACCCAUCUGGUGGUCCACUUCCUCUUAACCGACUUUCCAGCCUGGCCAGCGUCGUGCCAACCGAAAUUGUCGAUCAAGACAAACUGCGCCAACAGUGGGUUGAGCACCAGUCUACUCACCCACCCUCGGAAGGGCCUGCUCUUCCUAACGAUAUAAUCCACGCCGAGCGGUCGGAAAUGCUUAGGCGAUACAUCCAAGAGCAGAGCGAAUGGUGA
Psilocybe cubensis is the source of this 825-nucleotide messenger RNA. RefSeq lists its product as uncharacterized. Lineage: Eukaryota; Fungi; Basidiomycota; Agaricomycetes; Agaricales; Agrocybaceae. The record is from RefSeq and is a predicted model, not a curated record. The transcript has a single exon. The coding region runs from base 1 to 825 and encodes 274 amino acids.